This is a messenger RNA of Oncorhynchus mykiss (rainbow trout), 3282 nucleotides long. Lineage: Eukaryota; Metazoa; Chordata; Actinopteri; Salmoniformes; Salmonidae. The record is from RefSeq and is a predicted model, not a curated record.
CAUAUGCAGACUGGGAUAGACUGGCUAGAUCUGAUCUCGAUACAGUAGUGCAGCCUCGUGCUACAGUGUAGCAUCUUGUCACCAUGGAGACACCCCGACUCAAAUGACUAGGGAACUUGACUGUGGAUUUUAGCUAGCAGACUUUGGCAUUUGCCAGUUAGCUAGCAAACAUUGAAACUCACGGAUGAAGAAUUAUUUCGAGAAUUUGCUCUGUUUUGGAACACUCCUGUGGCCAGCGUGCCGACAAUCUUAGAUUGUAAAGCCAACACUGGACUGAUAGCAAGACACAUGCAUGCCGAGGUUAAAUAAAAUGACGUUAGCCAGCUAACGUUACUGUAGCCAGCUAUUGGAAGUGGUCACAUGCCAGUCCAGAAUGUUAUCUAGCUAGCUAACAUUAGUGGUUAACAAAGGAAAGAAGAUAUCCUACCUGAAAGAUGUUUAAGAACGAAUAUCAGGGUGGAGCUGCUGUAGAGAUCUUCAGUGCACAAGGGAAAGAUCCUGUUGCAAAAUGGAAACUUUGUGGCGGAAAAUCAGCUAUAAAUAAAGAGUUUGACAAAGAGGUCAAGAGCUUUGUGUACAGUCUGGAGGGGAGCAGCCAAGCUAUUAAAAUGCAGAUGCCAAAGGAUGGAAAAAUGUCUCUUGGACUGGUACAGAGAUUCUUGGUCCUCCAGGUGAAUGUUUCCCAAUGUAAAGACUUCUCUACAGAGCUUGUGAUAACUGAUUUAGGUCAUCUGAAAAGGAGGCUGUACCUAUCCACGGUUCAUAAAGAGUUCUCUGCUACACCCUUGCAUGCAAGGAUACCUUUCGGUCUGAAACGCAACGUUUGGUGCAACAUGUGCAUCGACCUUGUGUCAUUCACCAGUGAGCUGUUUAAAGGUGCAGGGUUCUUAUCCCUGGAUGGAAUCACUGUCUCUGCCAGCUGUAAGUUACGGAGAAUCUUCACCAUGAAGACUGAGCCUGCAGGGGCUUCUGAUGGAGACCUAUAUAUUGGUGUAAAUGGUCCCAUGGGCUCGAUCCCUCGGAGCUGCCAGUUUCCCCCUGACGUCCACCAGGUGAUCCAGGUAAAGAACAUGGAGAGGCUGAGACUGGCAGACGUGAAGACUUGCCCUCACAACUCUGAGUCUGAUCAGUCAGGCAGUGGCAGGGUAGCCAGUGCUGCUCGAGCCCCCAAGAACCAGCUGGACGCCUCCCACAUCGCAUUUGGGUCGAGGGUUUUAGGACCCCCUCCACUGACCGGAAGGAAGAAUAGUGGACUCUCAGAGGGACAGGGACAGGACGGGAGGACACAGGACGGGAGGACACACCGGAUCAUGAAUAUGGGGUCUGUAUCUGGUGCAAGAACAAAUAGAACAGCUGCUUCAGAGAGACAUCAGGAUCAUGGAGACUGGAGCGAGAAACAACCUGGUCCCAGUAGCCAGAAGAAUGACUCCGUUUAUGAGCUGGCAGGGAAGCCAGGGAGCCUGCAGCCGCGACCACCUAAAGACAGAGCGUCAUCAGACAAGGCGGGGUCCAGGAAGCUACGGGUACACAGUGCAGGGAAGGAGAAAUUGGCGCCUGGCUCAGACAAGUUGUUGUCUCCCAGACCUGUUGACGAGGACAGAACCUGUUUGGAGCCCUCCAAAUCUUCUCCAGAGCUUCUGUCUGGCCAGUCGACCCCUGUCCCUGACCUCCCCCCAUCACCAUUACCCCUGCAGGACUCGGACAGUGAUGACAGUGAAGGGGAGAGUGAUGUGGAUGAAGUCUCUGAGCCUCAGUUCUCAGUGGAAAACGUGUUCACCUUCUCUUCUUGGCCCCACUCAGCCAAGCGAGGACAGGGACAAGGAUAUGGAGACCAGGGACAGGGCCAGGGACAUGGAGAGACCUGCUGGACUGAGGAGGCAGCUCAGGCCACUGACACCUACGGCCAGCAGGACACGGGAGGGCACAGGGGGGCCAGGCCAGACGACGACUUCCUCGCCAGCGAGAGUGAGGAGGAAGAGACCUCCUCCAGGUUCCUCUAUCAGAGGUCCAGUGUCCCCCCCAGCCCGGGUACUCCUGGUGUUCCCUCCAGCUCCACCCCUGGUAUCCCCGGAUCAUCAGGCCUAGAUGAGGACACUCUGCCCAGAGCACGGCCUGGGUCCAGUGGUGCAGACCGAACAUUUACCAUAGAGCGAACCCUAACCCACACAGACCCUGCAGGGUGUAAAACCAGGCUGGCUCCCCACACUGACUCCCAAGCAUACAGGAGAACAUUAGAGGUGCCUGGGAUGGUCCCAACCCGCUGCCGGUCACCCUGUCAGGGUACCAGGCAGGGGCAGAGACACAGCAGUCUGGGCCAGUCUGGACCUGAGGGAAGAAAAGGGGGAGCGAGCCAGACUCAGGACAGGAGCAGCAGCAGGACAUCACUGAGCAGGAGAUCUCUGCGAGAGAUCAUCCCCCGAGGAGACGCCACAUUAGACAAGGUGGGAGAGGAGAGGGCGGAGAGAAGACAUGAGCCUGUUGGGUCCAGUAGCUGUGAUUUGCGUCUGUUGGACAGCCUGCGUAUGCAGGAGGAGGAGGAGCUACAUAUGCUGGCCAGUCUACAGCGGGAGCAGGAGGAAGAAGAGGAGAGGGGAGGAGCAACAGGUCUCAGUGCCUCUCAGAUCCACCAAUGUAACGUCAGCAUCAGCACCAGCAGUGAUGAGCCAUCCACCUGGACACACAUACCUAUGCCGGCCAAACAGGGCCAUCACUACCAGAAGGAAAUGAACCCACUCUUACACUCCAAUCCAAGGGAAUGGAUGGAUGUCCUCAGCCCUCCCAUUAUUCCUCCUAGCCAGAAAAAGGAGAAGGGGUCAGAGGGCACAAGGGACCAUCGGAGUGGACCCCCGACCAGAGGGGCUGAUGGAUCAGUGAAUGGAGGAAAUGAGGACGAGGAGGAGUACCUGAAUCUGCUCUAUGAUCCCUCUCUUAACUGCUACUUUGAUCCCCAGUCUGGGAAAUACUAUGAGCUGGUUUAAUUCAUCAAGCUUUUUGAUGAGCAAAAUGCAGGAAAAGAACAGAACAGGCAUGUUCACUGCUGGAAAAAUAUAUAUUUGUUUUGUUUUACUUAAUUACGCUUUUCUGAACUAUUAACGAGCCUUAGAAAAUAUUUAUACCAUUCUGUUAUCCUCGGUUGUAUUUAAUAUGGAAUGGUGAGGAUGCUCUUGUAAUUAAUUGUUCAUACAGUGACUUUUUUAAGUGUUCUGUACUGUAUAGUGUGUAUGCAGUAGUGUGUGUGUCAUGUGUGUCCUCUACACAUCUUUGUGAUUAAACGUGUUUGUG